Molecule: messenger RNA, 867 nt
Organism: Colletotrichum scovillei
Lineage: Eukaryota; Fungi; Ascomycota; Sordariomycetes; Glomerellales; Glomerellaceae
Product: glutathione S-transferase II
Exons: 1
Coding region: 136-825 (229 amino acids)
Source: RefSeq, a predicted model, not a curated record
CUUAACGACUGAGACUUGGAAUUUCAGUGUACAUCAAUCAUUAUUCACUUGACUUUAGCCAUUUAACAUUGGACCCAAUCCAGUUGACAACCAUCCCAACAAAUCCCCACAAAAAGCCGCACCAACAAGACCGAAAUGGCAUCUGAGAAGCUUCAACCGAUCAGGGUUUGGACGUCCAAGAACGGCCCGAACCCAUGGAAAGUCCACUUUGUUCUCGAAGAGCUCGGGAUCCCCUACGAAGAAAAGUACAUUGACUUCCCCGACAUGAAGAAGCCACCCUUUGAAGCUAUCAACAUCAAUGGGCGCGUACCCGCCAUCGAGGACGACAACACGGGCAUCACGCUGUGGGAGUCCGGCGCCAUCCUCGAGUACCUUGUCGAGACGUACGACAAGGAGAAGAGGUCAAUCAGCUUCGAGCCGGGCACGGCCGACUAUUUCCACGCCAAGCAGUGGCUGCACUUCCAAAUGUCCGGUCAGGGCCCGUACUUUGGCCAGGCCAUCUGGUUUCACCGGUACCACUCCGAAGACGUGCAGAGCGCCAAGGACCGGUACGUCAAGGAGAUUCGGAGGGUUUCCUGGGUCCUGGACCGGGCUCUGGAGGGACGCGAGUUCCUGGUGGGCGACAAAUACUCCUAUGCGGAUAUUGCCUUUAUCCCCUGGUUCAAUGUCGCGUUCUACCCGUGGUAUAAUAUGAAGGUUCCUGGUGCGUUUGCGGAUCAGAUCGAUUUUGCAAAGGAGUUCCCGAACACGACCGCGUGGAUGGACAGGCUCAGAGCUAAGCCUGUCAUUGCGGAGACCUUGAAGAAGAGAGCUGCAACUCUGUAGAAGAAGAAAAAGCGUAGAUAGUAAUCCGUUACUGGAGUUAGA